Schistosoma mattheei is the source of this 2373-nucleotide messenger RNA. Lineage: Eukaryota; Metazoa; Platyhelminthes; Trematoda; Strigeidida; Schistosomatidae. The record is from the annotation of a GenBank genome assembly.
AUGGUAGCGUUAUUGAGGUAUGCAUUUGUUUCGAAUCCUCAUCUGCGUUUGAUCCCUCAACGUGGUUUCCACCAAAACUGGAACAUGUACAUUUCAUCGAGGUUUCCAGCAAAUACACAUACUUUGAGAAAUAUUUCACUUAGUGGGUUACAUCCAGUAAUCUCAGUCCACCGUCUUGGCACAAACAGUUCUCUGUUUGCACUCGUUCAUGAAAGCAAGCAUAUAGGGAACCACAGUGAUUUUCCAAUAUGGUGUAUUAGUCCAGUAAAGAUUGAGACUCCAGCUCCUAGACCAAAUAAGACUCCUCCAACAAAUUCCAGUGUUGAACCAUCUUCUAAGGAACCUAAAAAGGAAGAAGAUGAAAAACAAGUGAAACCACCUAUGUGGAUCCGCAUUAAGGAUGGAAUUGUCCAUUAUUAUCAUGGGUUUAGACUUCUUGGUUUGGAGAUUAGAAUCGCCUCUGGAAUUUGUUUCAGAGUCCUUGGGGGCCACACACUAACGAGGAGGGAACGGAAACAACUUGUUCGCACUCUAGCAGAUAUCCUACGCCUUCUACCGUUCUCAGUAUUCAUCAUUGUUCCGUUUAUGGAAUUUCUGAUUCCAUUUUAUGUCAGAUUUUUCCCUUUUAUGCUUCCGAGUACUUUUAAGGACAAAUCAACGGAGGCUAAUGCCAUUCAACAGAGGCUUAAAGCUAAGCUUGAGUUGACUCAUUUUCUUCAGGAGACUUUGAUGCAAACUGCUGGAGCCUUAAAGAGCAGUUCAGAUGCACCCACUGUUGCUGAAUUCCAAGAGUUUAUUAAAAAGGUACAGAAAUCUGGUGAACAGGCUCAAGCUAAAGAUAUUACUAGGUUUUCAAAGCUCUUUGAGGAUCAAGUGACAUUGGAUUCUCUGGAUAAUAAACAGCUUAGAAUGCUAUGUCGACUUCUUUCUCUUCCAACCAUUGGUCCCAGUCAUUUACUAAGAUUCCAAAUUUGGAUACGUGUUAGACAGUUAAAAGCAGAAGAUAAACUGAUAGCGAAUGAAGGUGUUGAUCAGAUACCACCUUGGGAAUUGCAAAGUUUAUGUCAGGAACGUGGAAUGCGUUCAGUUGGUUUACCAAAAGAAAAAUUGCAAUCACAACUUAGUGAAUGGCUUGAUUUACAUCUAGAAAAGAAUGUACCCAUCACUCUCUUAUUAUUCUCUCGGGCACUGCAUGUGACUCAGGCGCUAGUAGAUCAAAAUCCCCUGCAACAAGCUAUUGCUCAAUUACCUCCAUCAGCUUCAUCAGAGGCAGUGGCUCGUGUUUUAGAAACCACGCCUCAUGAUGAACUUGAUCCUGUUACCAAAAUCAAAGUGUUACGUGAAGAACAAGACAGUAUUAAAGCUGAACGAGUACAGCGCAAACAAGAGUUAAUUGAAAAGCAAAAAUCUGAAAAAGGUAAAACUAUUAUGACUGGAUUGCCAGAAGGCGAUCAAGCUCCAUUGUUAAAGGGUCUUAAAAAUGAAGAACUUGAUAAAGUCACACCUGUCUUAACUGAUUCAGCUACUUUUAUGUCCGAAAGUACAGAGAUACAAUCUGAGAUUCGUAAACCUGUUCAAAAUAUACAACCUAUCGAUACACUACAAACAUCAGUUAAUGGAAAAUCAAAAAAUGAUUCGCACAUAGAUAGUUUGUCUGUGAAAUCUGAAGAACCAAAAACAUCGGAUACUGAAGAGGUAACUGAGAUAUCUGCAGGUGAUUUAGCUGAAAUUCAUUCGGCUAUUGCUGAGUCCACACUUCAUUUAGAUAGUGAAACAAUCGAUGAAUUGAAGGAGCAAGUUGCAAAAUUACAACAAAAACGUCAGGCUGAAUUGGUGGCUUCUGAAGAAGUGACAGAAAAACGAAAAUCAAAAGCUGCAUUACAUCUAGAAUCUCGUUUAGAGCGUUUAAUUAAAGAAAUGGAUACUAUGUUAGAUAGACUAAACGAUAAACGUACCCAACUGUUAAAAGAUAUUGAAGUUUUUGAAAGCCAUAUAAAUGAAUCAACUGAAUCAAAGGAGCGGUCUAAGAUAAUGGAUCAAAUCAAAGCAGAUCAUGAUCGUAUGGUAGACAUAAACGAUUUGUUGAUUUCUUUGAAACGUAUUCGAAACAUUCCUGAUGAUACACGUUGGGAAAAGAUCUUGAAGGUUUUAGAUGAGGAUCAUGAUGGAAAAAUCGAGUUGAAUCAUAUAUUGUCUGUUAUCGAGCUUCUCGGUUCAGAGAAUGUGAAACUAUCCGGCAAAGAAAUUGCACGCGUUCUUGAAAUGAUUGAUAAUGAACAUUUGGCAAAAGCGAUCCCUACAGAAGAGUUGAAAGUUGAUAAAAACCGUUUAAAAUCGUCCGUCGAUGAUUCUUCUCAGGUCACUUCAAAGUAA